AUGAUUUUAAUUUGUCUGAUUUUCUUAGCUUUCGUGAGUUAUGCCAAAUGUGACAUCCCAGUUCACUGUUUGAGCAGACAUGUGGAGGGGAAGUGGGAGAUCAGCUUGGGCCUGCUGAAGGGGGAAAGCGGCGGCACUUCGGAUUGGGGACAGGACUACGACUACGAAUGCGGUUACCGCCGCCCGGACGAUUCCGUUUACCAUGACAGGACCAUAAACAUAAUCGAGAAUGGGGACAUAGAUCCUGAGUACAGUGGAUUCUGGAGGAUCGUAUACGACGAGGGAUUAUACAUGGAGGUGUAUAAAAAGAAUGACGAGAAAGGAAUUUAUUUCUCCUUCUUCAAAUUUCAACGAAAGAAGGACGCGUCUUAUAGUCACUGCAACAGGUUAAUCAUGGGGGUAGUUAAUGUGUAUCAUCUUAAUGGCAGUGAGGGAGGUUCUUCUUCGGGGCUUCCCCGGAUAGACGGUCUCGCAGAUCAGAAUGCAGGAGGAGAGAAGGACCCCCAAUUGGGGGGUGCCUUUCUCGUCAAGAUGGAGAAUAAAAGCACGAAUGGGUUAACCUCCAACAGGAUUAAUCUUUCCAAAGAGAGGUUCCAUUUUGUGGGCUUAAAAGAAGGUGCACGGAAGAAUUCGAGCCAUUCAAUCGACUAUUACAAUGAUAAUUAUAUUCAGUUUGACUUCUUCACCAUGAAGAGGUUUUGCUGGUAUGGGAAGAAGGUUGGUACGCCUGAUGAGCCUACGAACAAGAUCCCCGUGGAGAUCAUUUCUCCCCUUGUACUGGACCCAGACACGCACAACAAGAAUUACGCAAAUGUGACGUUGAAGUGGGGCGGUGCCAAUGGGGGAGAGACACAGCGAUUCGAUGACAAAGAAGUACAUACCCAUCUGACAGUCACCCAACUGAGAGCCCUCCCAAAACACACAAAGAGAUCACACAAAGGGGUGAAGCAGAACAGCAUAUUUAACACCUAUCGUGAGAAGGAAGUCACCUUGACACAGUUUGACUGGACAAACGAAGAUGAUGUGAGGAAGAGACUUAAUGGGAAAUGGGUAAAAGUUAUCGACGAAGUGAUCGACCAGAAGGAAUGCGGGUCUUGUUAUGCAAACUCAGCUGCGUUAAUUAUUAGCAGCAGAGUGAGAAUUAAAUACAGCUAUAUAAAAAACGUUGAUCUCCUAUCCUUUAGCAACAAGCAGCUAGUCCUUUGUGACUUCUUCAACCAAGGAUGUAAUGGUGGCUACAUUUAUUUGUCCCUAAAGUAUGCGUAUGAGAAUUUUCUUUUUACAAAAAAGUGUUUUCUGAGGUACUCCCAUUUAUAUUUGAAUAGAGACAAGAAGAAUAGCGCGUUGUGUGAUCGGUUUGAUACGUUUAAGAUCUUUCUGCAGAAGGGCAGGGAGGAAAACUACUUAAGUGCGCAGGUGGGGCCACCAGACAGACAGAGCAAACGAGUGCAACAGCACGAGCCUUUCAGGAGGAAUGAGGAAGAGGUCCGAGGGGAAGAACUGAUUAGGGGAGAAGAAAUGGGUAAAUCCUCUACCCAAGGUGAAGAGCACAAAGGGGCAAUUUUUCACAACGGGGGAAAUAAACACACUGGGCGCCAUGUCUAUGAUGUCCACGAUCUGCGCGACGGAGGAGACCUCCCCAGGGACGACGAGCUAAACGAGGGCUACCUCCCAGUCGAUGCCCCCGCGAGGGAUGCCAGCGAGCUGGACGUGCUAAAACUACACGAGUGCGACGCGAAAGUCAAAGUGACAAAGUUUGAGUACUUGGAUAUAGAGGACGAAGAGGAUUUAAAAAAGUACCUAUAUCAUAAUGGCCCCGUAGCAGCAGCAAUUGAGCCCUCAAAAAAUUUUCCGGCGUAUAGGGAGGGCAUACUAACAGGGAAGUUCAUAAAGAUGUCUGAUGGGGGGGAGUCCAAUGCGUACGUAUGGAAUAAGGUCGACCAUGCUGUAGUUAUAGUUGGGUGGGGAGAAGACACGAUUGAAAAUUUGAAAAAAAAAAAAAAAAAGGUUCACCAUUAUUCAGGUCAUCUUGACGAUUAUGCUAGUGCAAAGGGGGGCGAGGCCGCAGGGAAGGUCGUCAAGUACUGGAAAAUUUUGAACAGCUGGGGGACCAAGUGGGGGUACGACGGCUAUUUCUACAUUCUGCGCGAUGAGAAUUACUUCAGCAUAAAGUCGUACCUGCUCGCGUGCGACGUGAGUUUGUUCAUCAGGAGCGGAGAUUCGAGGGUGCAGCGAGGGUGA
Plasmodium inui San Antonio 1 is the source of this 2241-nucleotide messenger RNA. RefSeq lists its product as hypothetical. The record is from RefSeq and is a predicted model, not a curated record. Lineage: Eukaryota; Apicomplexa; Aconoidasida; Haemosporida; Plasmodiidae. Bases 1 to 2241 code for a protein of 746 amino acids. Gene Ontology annotation, molecular function: cysteine-type endopeptidase activity. The transcript is spliced from 2 exons. Gene Ontology annotation, cellular component: lysosome.